Molecule: messenger RNA, 3455 nt
Organism: Musca vetustissima
Lineage: Eukaryota; Metazoa; Arthropoda; Insecta; Diptera; Muscidae
Gene: Ip6k
Exons: 9
Coding region: 84-3455 (1123 amino acids)
Biological process (GO): inositol phosphate biosynthetic process; phosphatidylinositol phosphate biosynthetic process
Cellular component (GO): cytoplasm; nucleus
Molecular function (GO): inositol hexakisphosphate kinase activity
Source: RefSeq, a predicted model, not a curated record
CCGCCAUUUUUUUAGCAACGCCUGCUAAUUGAUUUUAAACCGAGACGUCGGACAAUUGCUUAAACUGUUUUACGUGGAAGGGUAUGGUAUAUUUUCUGGGGGACUGGGGCAUGGGAGAUUCUGACUGUGCGUCAUAUCAUCAACAUGUUCCAAAUACAAUACAACAACAUCAUCAUCAACACCAACACCACCAUCAACAGCAAUAUCAGCAUAAUGAGCAUGAAUUGCAACAACAACAACUCCAUCAUCAUAACCAACAACAACAACAACAUGUUGGCCAAGUUGCCCCAACUUUAAAUCAAUUGUCGCCAUUGCAGUUUGGUAGUACAACAAGCUGCAGCAACACCACCACCACUACAACACAACAACCCCAACAACAUGUUGCCACAAGCUCUUUGGUCACUGCCAAUUUGCAGCAAUUGUCUGUAAGCAGCAACAAUCCGACAACCCAACAACAAUCUCAUUCAUUGGCCAGUGCUGCCGCAGCCCUACAUCAGUAUUUAGGACAUCAUCAACGUCAACGUUCUGAAUCCUGUGUCGGUUUAACCACAACCUCCACCACCAACAACAGCAGCAGCGGCAACAAUCAUUGCAGUGCUGUUGAUUUUAUACGGGCCAAACAUGCAAUCUCUGAGACGUUGUCCUCCAACGCGAUUGGCAAUAAAAACAAUUGCACAACAACAACAACACCGGGCAAUUUUAAUCUCAAUGGAGCAACUUUAGCCUCGGCAGCUGCCCAACAGUCGUUUAAACAACCCCAACAACAACAGCAUCAUCAUCAGUUCCAGACCCAAUUAAGCAAGGAUCAUUUGGAAAGUGAAGAUGAAGUUGCACUGCAGCCGCUAUCAAAUCAGGUCGGAGGACACACCCGCCUAUUGUUGCUUAAUCAAUCGACUGUCAUCAAGCCAUUGAAUUUGCGUGAAUUGGAUUUUUAUCAAAACAUUCCGCAGGAUAUACAGAAGUUUGUUCCCAAAUAUAAAGGCGUUAUGCAGGCCACCACCAUGGGCGGUUGUAAAUUGGAGAAACGUUAUUCACCGAGUUUUCGUGAUGAACCCCAGCGUAAAAUGAGCGCCUCGAAACGUAAACGGGAUGAAAUUUUAAGAAUGAAAGUCCACAAGAAUGGUAAUGCCGCUGAUGUCAUUAAGAGUAUAUCACAAUUGGACAAUUCCAACAAGCAAUAUUUCCUAAUGUUGGAAAAUAUAACAUCUCAAUUCCGUAAUCCCUGUAUCUUGGAUCUGAAAAUGGGUACCCGUCAACAUGGCGAUGAUGCAUCCGCAGAAAAACGUUCCAAACAAAUGGCCAAAUGUGCGGCCAGUACAUCCGCAUCAUUGGGUGUACGUUUGUGUGGCAUGCAAACGUAUCAGGUCCAUUUGGAUCAAUAUGCCAAACGGGACAAAUAUUGGGGUCGUGAAUUAAAUGAGAAUGGUUUUAAACAGGCCCUACAUGAUUUCUUCUAUAAUGGUUAUCGUUUGCGUACUCGAGUUAUACGCAAGAUUGUACAACGUCUGUUGCAAUUGCGUCGGGUCAUUGAGAAGCAGUCCAGUUAUAGAUUUUAUUCCUGCUCCCUUUUAAUUGUCUACGAGGGCUAUGAGGACAAUCCCAUGCUACAGCCAAUGGAUUUUGAUGAUUGGGCCACACCCUCAACACCCAAAAAACCUACAAAGAAAUCCAAUACCUUUGAUUAUCAUCGAGACAAUAGCAUUGACGACGAUGAUGAUAAUGAUGUGGAUGAUGACGAUGAUAUUGAAGAUGAAGUGGUGGACCACGACGAAGAAGAGGAGGGUCAUGAGGGUGGCGAUGAAUUGGAAUUGCAUGAUACCGAUGAAGAUUUACAUUUGGUGGCGGCAGAUAGUGGCAAUGCCUCGGCCACCAAUAGUAGCACGGGCGGUGAGCAGUGUUGUUAUGAUGCCGAUGCCUCAAAUGAUUCAACAACCAAUGAUAUGAAUCUCAGAACCCGCAUAAAACAUUUACACAACAGCAACAACAACGGCAAUACAAGGGCCUCGCCAACAACACCGGUGGCGGCAGGUGGAUGUAAAGCUGGAACAGCGGCACACAAUUUGUCAUCGUCCUCGGAUGAAAAUGAUGAUGACAGCCACCCUAUGCCACCACCACCACCAUUAGCCGGUUCUAAUGUGGGCCUUUGCAAAUCUUCGGAAUUGAUAAGGCCAUCGGCAUCAUCAACCCCCAAUACACCUGCACCAUUCAUUCCCAUUUCCGAAGAAACAGUAUUCUUAGAUCCCGAACCCCCAAUGCCCAGCAUAGCCACCUCAUCGCCGCAUUCCGGUGACUCGUGGAUGAAUUACAGCAGCAAUAGCAGUGAUGAUUUCUCCUGUUUGUCGGAACAAAUCAAAGCGGUGACCAGUGGCCGUCAAACGGGCAACAAUAGUUCGGAUGAGGCGUCAUCGGAUUAUGAUAGCAGCAUUAUCAGCCAAACUGAGGUAAUGUUAAAACGUUACAAAUCGCAACAAGAUGCAUUUGAGGCAGCGGCAGUUGCAGCUGCUGCUGCUGCGACAUCAGUUAUUAAUACACCGCCUCAAACGCCCAAACCGCUGUUGCGUAAAAAACAUAAAAAUUCACCAUUGGCGACCACGGCGGUCAAUGCAUCGCCGGCCUCGUCGACCACUUCAUCAUUGAAAUCGGUUAAGGGAGCAGUGAAACGUUUGCGUUGUAAAGAUGAUGACGAUGAUGAUGCGGAAUAUAAUAAUAGUGAUGAUGCUAAUACCAAUAUGCCCAAGGAGCCCAAGGAGUCUUCAAACCUUAACAAAUCAUCACAAGCCAAGAAGUCAACCACAAAUAAUUCGAAAAUUAUAUCCUCCUCAGCAGCAUCAUCAUCAAAAUCGACACCGGUUUCCAUGAUGAAUUCACCAGCCAAGACAGCGUCAGCGCAAUUACCACCUGCCGCCUCCGCAGCAACAGUGGACCAUGCACAAAUCAAAGAAAGCAGUUUACACACGGCAGUUGAACAAGCAAUGGAUACAACAACAACAACAUGUGGUGUUGGUGGUGGUAAUACACCCAUGGCAUCUGGCUCCGAUUCCAUGACAUCACCGGCCACAACACCCACAGCAACAUUAUCCCUACCCACACCCCCACCAUCAUCACAGCAACAAAAACACCAGCAGCAGCAGUCACAAAGAGUAGGAGGAGGUGUAGUGGGCGAUGUUCCCAUUAAACAGUUAUCCAAAAAAUCAACACAUCGAAAAUUCCUGCAACAUAUGUCCAAGUCAUUGGACAUUGAUACUCCGCCAGCCGCCUGCGACGAUAUGCACUGUGUGGUCGAUGUACGCUUGAUUGAUUUUGCUCAUACAGCAUUUGUGCCACGCAAUGGUUCGGCCUUGUUCCCCACACCGCCAACGACCAUCCACCAUGGACCAGAUAGUGGCUUCCUGACCGGGCUAGACAGUUUAAAUCGUUUACUAACCGAAAUUCUUAAUGAAGAGGUUAUGUGUUAA